Molecule: messenger RNA, 486 nt
Organism: Colletotrichum orchidophilum
Lineage: Eukaryota; Fungi; Ascomycota; Sordariomycetes; Glomerellales; Glomerellaceae
Exons: 1
Coding region: 1-486 (161 amino acids)
Source: RefSeq, a predicted model, not a curated record
AUGGGACGAUUCAAUGACCUUGCAAAACGAUACCUUGCCGUACUUGUUCGUAUCACCGGCGUCAAGAAGGAAAACCCGGAACACAAUACCAAGGUCGACACCAAGAUCGACGCAAAAGUCGACACCAAAGUCGACUGCUGCACGUGCUGCCAUGGCCUCGAAGCCCAUACAGCUCCUAAGCAUAAAUCGACAGUAGCGGCCAAAAAGGGAUGGGAAUAUCGCCCAAAUACCGAGUUCCCCUGGAGACUCGAGCAGGUAGUUGAGAAGGAAGAGAACUGGCGCGGAACCUGGGUCCUGGAAGUGAAGGACCUGCGGGCAAUGGAUUGGGGCACUACCCGCGUGCCCAAGGCCGAUGGUGACGGACGAGGAGGGCGGUAUCAGAGGCAGCCGACGCGACAUCUGCCUUUUCCGGCCGAUGGAGAUGGGUACCGAGAGACGUUGACCGGAGGCCAGGACGACCUCAUGGUGCAGCUUGGGAAGCGAUAG